Molecule: messenger RNA, 3291 nt
Organism: Octopus bimaculoides (California two-spot octopus)
Lineage: Eukaryota; Metazoa; Mollusca; Cephalopoda; Octopoda; Octopodidae
Product: RNA-binding motif, single-stranded-interacting protein 2
Cellular component (GO): ribonucleoprotein complex
Molecular function (GO): RNA binding
Source: RefSeq, a predicted model, not a curated record
CCCUCUCUUGUUGCUACAAACCACAGCACCGAGUGGAGCUGUUGGCCUCGUCGCUUGCUACUAGUUUGUUGGUUGAUUCUCACUUCCUGCAUUAAUUUCUUGUUUUGUUUUCCUUAUUUUUUUUUACUUCUUAUUGUCUUUUUUCUCUCCCUUUCUUGUUGAUCCCUUCAUCAUCGUCAUAAUAAUUAGUGACUUUCCUUUCUUUCUUCACUUAACAACUAACAGUCGGUGGUGUGUUCCCCUCCUGUGAUUUUCCUAUCAUAAACUCUACGAUAGAGUGCAGCGGCGGCGGCGGCGAAAUGUAAAAAGUGGUGGCCUCUUACACACUGCUGUCAGUUGUGUGUUACCGCCCUAACUCAAUAUACUCUCCACUGUACUACAUACAAUAUUAUAUUGUGUGUAUGUUGUGUGUGUGUGUGAGUGUAUGUUUGUGUGUGAACGGCAAGUGUCGAUAGACACUGCUCUCUCUGUUCCACACUCAUACUGUCACACAUACACACUAAACAAUCUAUUACAUGUACACAUACACACUGCGUGAAGUUCAAAUUAGAAGCUUAAGAAACGGGCCUUGCCACCAUUUUAUCCCAUCAUCAGCAUCUACUCACCUACCCAUCUAUUCCCUUUCUUAACUAGCCACCCUAUCGUCUCUGAUCAUCAACCUAUUCUGUCUGUCCAUCUGUUUAUCUUUAUAUCUUUCUAUCCAUCCUUCCCUGUUCUUGUCUAGUUGGAAAGCGACGAUCUCUGUCCCAAAUAUCUCUCUCGAUCUGCCUGUCAUCACACACGUCUACCCUAUCCUGCCAUCCUCCGCCAGCCAUCUAUCUACCUCUAAGCUACUCCAUAACCACUAUCUUUUACAACCAGCCAGAAAACCGAUGGAAUGACCAGCCGGCCAGUGCCUCCUACAGCCGCACACAGGUGGAUAGACAGCAAACACCACCACCACCACCACCAACAACAACCACACCAACAACAGCAACACCCACAGACACACCACCAUCAACACCAUCACCAUCAAUACCCCGCACACGAACACCAUCAUCUAUACCACCAACACCAACCACCACAUUACCACUUACAACAGCAACAACAACAACAACAUCUGCAGUAUAGUAGAGCUAGAAUGUCGGCGCCGUCAAGUGUCAGCGGAGGACGAACCAACAGGACUACUACCAACCAGAACAAACCUGAUGUGAUACCCUCUCCCACCAUGUCCGGCUCACCCAGGGGAAAGGUAAGCAAUCAAUUUUUAUUGGACAUUACUGAUUUGAACUACCCAAAGACAUCGAUGCCAGCCAGCAGUCCAAACACAAGCAGUAGCCAGUCGAGUAACCAAAGCCAGUCGGGAGAACAGCUGAGCAAGACAAAUCUCUAUAUCCGCGGAUUGAGCAAACACACCACUGACAAGGAUCUUCUGGCCAUGUGUGAAAGCUAUGGGAAAAUUACCUCUACUAAGGCUAUAAUCGACAGUCAACUUUCAACAUGUAAAGGCUACGGGUUUGUCGAUUUUGAGACUCCACAAGCUGCUGAAUAUGCAGUUCAAGAAUUACAAGCCAGUGGUUUUCAAGCCCAAAUGGCAAAGGUCAUACGAAAGAGGGAACCGAGGAUGCGGGAACCGUUUCCGACAAGGGAUCAUGGUAUGCCGAAGCCAAGAGGGACCACUAUGUUUGGAUCGGACGCUGAGAGCAGCCACGUGCGAAAGAUGACAUCUUUUGGAGGGCAACAAGAACAAGAUCCGACCAAUUUGUAUAUUGCCAAUCUUCCGCCAUAUUUCACUGAAGAACACUUGGAGAAUUUGUUCAAGGAAUAUGGAACUGUGAUUUCGACAAGGAUUUUACGGAAAUUGGAUGGCCAGAGUAGAGGGGUAGGGUUUGCACGGAUGGAGAGCAAAGAAAAAUGUGAACAGAUUAUUCAAAACUUUAAUUCCAAAAUUUUGGCAGGUGGCAAUGAGCCUCUUUUGGUAAAAUUUGCUGAUGGUGGCAGUAAAAAAAAAGCUCAAUAUCAACAAAACCGUUCCUGGACAGAAAGGGCUGAUGCCAACAAUUAUAGCUAUGUAACUGGAAUACCUGUUGGCUACGACCAAUCAAGCAUUGCUCAAAAUGGUCUUUAUCUGCCUUACAGUGUGGGGGCCGCGCCCCCUGGGGGGGCAGCAGCAGCAGGCGGAGGUGGAGCAGUUGCCACAGCGAUGAUUCCAGCAGGGAUAAUGCCUAGGUACUCCAUGUCCACCACCCCAGUCACCACAUACCAAGUACAGUCCACUAACCCUGGCUGGAUGCACCACCCACAGUAUAUCAUGCCACCCAUUGCGCAUAUGAUCCCAAAUACCGUACACCCUGGAAGUCACACUCUUGACCCCACUUCUGUAAUGCCGACCCUCACAACCCAGAUGGGACAACUACAAUUGUCCAGCACUUCGUACGUCUCUGGGCCUCAUGCAACUUAUACUCAAAUCCCUUAUCAGCCACAAGGUGGCACUGUUGUACAAACAGUCCCCGUUGAGGUAUGUGUCACCCUCCACAAAUUUUUCUGUUCUCUUUUUCUUUUUAAUUUGUUCUUUCAAAUUUUCUGAAUGUCAACAGCUGUGGCACAGUGGGACUUGUAGAGUGGCACCCAAAAGAACACCUAGUUACAGUGUUCAUUGCAUCUUUUAGCCUUUGUUCCAGUCAUUUGACUACGGCCAUGCUGGGGCACUGCUUUGAAGAAUUUCAGUCGACCCCAGUGCUUAUACUUUUAAGCCUGGUACUUAUUCUAUUGGUCUCUUUUACCGAACUGCUAAGUUACGGAGACAUAAACCCACCAACACUAUGAACCCAUGAAUGAUCCAUCGGAAAACUAAAAUCAAUAACUUUAUUGAUCACGAGUGAUUGUAAUGAUAAAAAAAAAUUUCUUAACUGUUUGGUUGUUUGUAGAACAUCCUUCCUUGCAUCCUUUCACCUGCCAAGGUGGACUGUGCCAAUGGAACAGCUUCCUCAUGAAAUUAACAUGCAAAUGGCUGAGCACCCCACGGACGUGUAGUGUAUUCUCUUAGUGUAGUUCUCAGAGAGAUUCACAGUGACACACAAUGUGACGAGGCUGGCCCCUUGAAAUACAGGUACAACUCAAUUUUACCAGCUGAAUGGACCCCUAUUUCAAUGAAAUGAUCUGAGAACAUGCCUGGUUCUAUGUUGUAGUAAGACAUUCACAAUGGUAUCCAUGCUUUUGUGCCAAAAAAUUGAAAACCAUUAAAGGCAGAGAAUAUGGUGACCAGUAUUUCUUCUGAUUCUCUGUGUUCUGAGUUCAAAUCCCACCAAAGUC